Drosophila albomicans is the source of this 1060-nucleotide messenger RNA. RefSeq names its product protein BUD31 homolog (gene l(1)10Bb). The transcript is spliced from 2 exons. The record is from RefSeq and is a predicted model, not a curated record. Gene Ontology annotation, biological process: mRNA splicing, via spliceosome. The coding region runs from base 137 to 571 and encodes 144 amino acids. Lineage: Eukaryota; Metazoa; Arthropoda; Insecta; Diptera; Drosophilidae. Gene Ontology annotation, cellular component: spliceosomal complex; nucleus.
ACAACACUUAAACAACGCUUAAAUGUUGAACAGCUGUUUAUUAUCUGCGUUAUUUCAGUUUCGUAGCAUUUUACGUUUUGUAUAGAUUUUAACGUGUUCAAAUUGAAAUUUUAUUUCAUAUACAAACCAAAAAACAAUGCCAAAAGUGCGUCGCAGCCGUAAACCUCCACCAGAUGGUUGGGAAUUGAUUGAACCAACGUUGGAGGAACUGGAACAGAAAAUGCGCGAAGCGGAAACGGAACCACACGAGGGCAAGCGCAUCACAGAAUCGUUGUGGCCCAUCUUUAAAAUACAUCACCAGAAGACGCGCUACAUCUAUGAUUUGUUCUAUCGCCGCAAAGCCAUUAGCCGGGAAUUGUACGACUAUUGUUUGAAGGAGAAGAUCGCCGAUGGCAACCUGAUAGCCAAAUGGAAGAAGUCCGGCUAUGAGAAUCUUUGCUGCCUGCGUUGCAUACAGACACGUGACACGAACUUCGGCACGAAUUGCAUUUGCCGUGUGCCAAAAUCAAAACUGGAGGAGGGACGCAUUGUGGAAUGCGUGCACUGCGGAUGUCGCGGCUGCUCUGGAUAACUCCAGUAGCAUAUACAUAUAUAUAUAGGAUAUACAAAUGCACAUAGAAUAUUCAUCUAGUUUGUAGAAUUAUACAUUUCACUUUUACUGACAUUGAUCCCACUAAUUGUACAAGUUUUGUAAGUAGUUCGCAUGUAAAUAUCACAUUUACUCUAUAGUCAAAAAUGGAAACCACAUGUGAAAUCUGAAAUGUAGUUGCCUGUUUUUUUGGGCAACGCAAUUAUAUAGUACAACGAAAGAUAUGGAUUUUCUAUGCCUAAUUGUAAAUAAUAGUAUUUAUUUUGUAUCUUUAAUCUCCGGUUGACAAAGAGUAAUUAGACUUUCUUUCUUUGUCUAAUAAUAGAUUUGGGGAUACUGACAUAAGCUAAUACUAUUGUGAAACAAUUUAUAUGUAUUUUUUAUACUAAUCUUUGAUAGAGAAAGAGCAAAAGCAAUGUUCAAGCACAAGUAGUUGAGUUUCAAUACUUAUUAAAUUAACAAAGAGCAAAA